Messenger RNA from Paramuricea clavata, 597 nucleotides. The record is from the annotation of a GenBank genome assembly. Lineage: Eukaryota; Metazoa; Cnidaria; Anthozoa; Malacalcyonacea; Plexauridae.
AUGAGCAAAAGUCUUAACGUAGCAACCGAGUCACUACAAUUUACUAGCGAUAAAUAUGAUGAAUUGAUUAAAAGAAUGAAAGAGUCUGAACGACAAAGAACCUUGAUUAUGAAAGAAAAUAGCGAACUGAAAGCAGAAUUAACUAAAGUGAGUACAGUAAUUGCAGCUCUACACCAUAUGGUCAACGAACAAGAACAAUAUGGCCGAAGAGACUGUCUGGAGUUUAGAGGUAUACCAGUGAGUAAUUCUUAUACUCCAGAGCAGACCGAUGAAAUUGUGAUAAAGAUAAGCGAAGCAGUCGGGGUAAAGAUUCAGAAGGAGGACAUUUCGAUAAGUCAUCGUCUUCCAGCACGAAGGCCGACUUUUGCACGAGCAUUGUCUUCAUCGCCGCCGCCCAUAAUUGCAAAAUUCACAAGACGAAAUGUACGAGACAAAAUCUACAGUGCACGCAAGAACCUCCGUAAUAUCUCAACGAGUCAAUUUGGCUUUGAAUCGCAAAACAAGAUAUUCAUUGUAGAAAGUCUUACUAAGCAAAAUAAACUUUUGUUUAAUAAAUGCUUAGAAGCGAAGCAAGUAAACAAUUUCAAGUUUGUAUGA